UUUCUCAGUGAUUAUUUUUAACAGGGACAGCAGUCAUCUGAAGCCCUGUUAGACUCAUGGGCUCUUAUCCCACGAAAGUGGCCUAGCUCUCGCAGCCCUAGAACCACCGUCCGGCCCAAAGAGAAGAACCAUCAUACAUGGCCGUCUGUGACUCCAAGAGAGCCGAGAAGAGUGGACUGAACGAGGCGUGUUAGUGUCCUGAGGGAAGGAGGGAUGAUGCUAAUGAGAAAAGACGGGAUAAAGGACAGGAUUCAGACCCACCAUGGAACCAAACCACGGGCACGUACAGUUAAUGAGGUAGAACGUCAUGACAUGAAUACCCUCAGCCUCCCCCUGAACAUCCGCCGAGGGGGUUCAGACACCAACCUCAACUUCGACGUCCCAGAUGGUAUCCUGGACUUCCACAAGGUCAAACUCAACGCCGACAGCCUGAAACAAAAGAUCCUAAAGGUGACGGAGCAGAUCAAAAUUGAGCAGACAUCCCGCGAUGGAAAUGUCGCCGAGUACCUAAAACUCGUCAGCAGCGCGGACAAGCAGCAGGCCGGGCGGAUCAAGCAGGUUUUCGAAAAGAAGAACCAGAAGUCAGCCCACUCGAUCGCCCAGCUGCAGAAGAAGUUGGAGCAGUACCACAGAAAGCUGAGAGAGAUUGAACAGAACGGGGCCUCUCGCAGCUCAAAGGAGAUUUCUAAAGACAGCCUGAAGGAGAUACACCACUCCCUGAAGGAUGCCCAUGUGAAAUCUCGAACUGCUCCCCACUGCCUGGAAAGCAGUAAGUCGAGCAUGCCGGGGGUAUCCCUCACGCCCCCCGUGUUUGUCUUCAAUAAGUCCAGAGAAUUUGCCAACUUGAUCCGGAAUAAGUUUGGCAGUGCUGACAACAUCGCUCACUUGAAAAACUCGCUGGAGGAGUUCAGGCCCGAGGCCAGCACCAGGGCCUAUGGAGGCAGCGCGACCAUCGUGAACAAACCCAAGUAUGGCAGCGACGACGAAUGCUCCAGCGGGACGUCAGGCUCGGCAGACAGCAACGGGAACCAGUCCUUCGGCCCUGCUGGGGCCAGCACACUGGACAGCCAGGGGAAGCUGGCCAUGAUCGUAGAGGCGCUGAGGGAGAUCAAAGACACCCAAACCCAGCUGGCAGAGGACAUUGAGGCGCUGAAGGUGCAGUUUCAGAGAGAGUAUGGCUUCAUCUCUCAGACUCUGCAAGAGGAGAGAUACAGGUAUGAGAGGCUUGAGGACCAGCUUCACGACCUGACAGAGCUGCACCAGCAUGAGACAGCCAACCUGAAGCAGGAGCUAGCCAGCGCCGAGGAGAAGGUAGCCUACCAGGCCUAUGAACGCUCGAGGGACAUCCAGGAAGCCCUGGAGACUUGCCAGACGCGCAUCUCUAAGCUGGAAUUGCAUCAGCAGGAGCAGCAGACCCUGCAGACGGAUGCCGUGAACGCCAAGGUGCUGCUGGGGAAGUGCAUCAACGUGGUUCUGGCCUUCAUGACCGUCAUCCUGGUGUGCGUGUCCACCCUGGCCAAGUUUGUCGCGCCCAUGAUGAAGAGCCGCUUCCACAUCCUUGGCACCUUCUUCGCCGUGACUCUCCUGGCCAUAUUUUGUAAAAACUGGGACCAUAUUUUGUGCGCCCUAGAGAGGAUAAUAAUCCCGAGAUGAGCCACUAGUUCCCGCCGUCAUGUCCUCUCAAGUUUUUAUUUUGAAGAAAACUCUGUUGCAGACUACCAAAUUUCUGAAUGAACGGCUGUGCCAAAGACGGCGAGAAGGACUGAAACUGUGUGAUGUAAAUAAUUAGCGCCUCCUAACCCGGUAGCAGCUGCCAACACAGUCCCUGUCCGUGGUUAACGCCAAACUGCCCCCAGAGUUCUCCCCACAUCGCUCACGGCCUUAAUCAGAGCAGAUCUCCAGCCCACCUGGCGAGCCGGGCACGGUAGAGCCCCAUUCACAGAGCGCUUGGCACAAAGAGCGACCCAGAGGAACGAGCCUCCCUGUGUUUCCCAUGAAUCUCUGUCACAUUGAGCUUCAUGGUUGCUAACAGCUGUGGGCUCUCUGAGCCCCACAAACAGCAAGGAUAUGGCAGGACUGGGGGAAGCGAGCAAACACAGGUUACGGGCAGUGUUGAGUGCUUGGUGGUGGUGGAGGGGUCUGUGGAAGCUCAGUCAGUCUCUGUGAUCUAUCCCCCUUGUCCACAGGUGGCGCUGCGUCCUGUUAUGUGCCCGGUGUUCACAUUGGUCAAUUGCGUCUGUCCCUGUACCACGCAAAUCUUAGAGCUGCUUCUCCGGCAGAAGUCUGCCUAACCAGUAGCCUCGCACUUUACACAGUAGACACUAGAAUUUACAAAUGGGCUCACCUCUUCUUUUGCCCAGGAACCACACACCCGACUUCAUCUCACCUGGCUAGCAGGGCCCUGCCCUCGGAGCGUUCGGCCCGUGCUUUUGUCCAACUCUGGCUUUGAUAGUGCGGGAUGCUGCGAGCAUCCCUGGGAGGCUCAUGAUCAAUCUGGCAAUGGCUAGCUGUGAUAAAUCCCCUUAGAGGAUGGCAUGCACUUUUCGUGAUUCGCUUUUCUCUCAGGACCUCUGAGAUCAGAGUCCAGGAAGUGAAACCUGGCUCGUGUCGCCAGGUAUUAUUUUCCUUGUAGAUAACAAAAUCAAACUUCAUCCAUCAUAUGUGUGCUGAGGCAGGUCCCUGGAGGCCUAAGAGGGAUGUGAACUCUUGGUCUGAUCGGAUGGUGGCUAGGUGAGUGGGAGCCCUUUACCCAGAUGAGGUCAGGAGGGUCUAGUUAGGGAUGCAAAGGGCAGCAAGAAUAAGAUGAAUUAAAUCCAGUGUUGAAGCUCGGUUGCUGUCUGUCCUGUAGGCACGUAGUAGGACAAGUUCUGAGGUCACAGGAUAAACGCACUGCCAGUGAGCAGAAAACGUGCAAGAGCCGCUGCCUUCGGUGACUGUCGUUUACUGAUGAAGCACAAAGAGGAGAGAGAAGGUUGUGCUGGAUUCUGCCAGUCAGUUCCUGGUCCUCCCAUUGCACCUGCCAAAGGUGUAAAGGUGCCGUUAAAUGUUUACAUUCUCCUGGAAAAUGCUCUCAAAGAUCUAAGGAUCAUCACUUGCAAAUGGCUGUUCUUAGGGACGUUCUCGGGGGGGGGGGGGUUAAAAAAAAGCAAG
Molecule: messenger RNA, 3150 nt
Organism: Myodes glareolus (Bank vole)
Lineage: Eukaryota; Metazoa; Chordata; Mammalia; Rodentia; Cricetidae
Source: RefSeq, a predicted model, not a curated record